Molecule: messenger RNA, 1008 nt
Organism: Ziziphus jujuba (common jujube)
Lineage: Eukaryota; Viridiplantae; Streptophyta; Magnoliopsida; Rosales; Rhamnaceae
Exons: 2
Coding region: 1-1008 (335 amino acids)
Molecular function (GO): nucleic acid binding; zinc ion binding
Source: RefSeq, a predicted model, not a curated record
AUGAAGGUAGUAAACCAGAUCAGAAUUCUUGGAGAGGAGCUAGGAGACAGAAGAGUGGUGGAGAAAGUGCUGAUCAGCUUACCAGAGAAGUUCGAAGCAAAGAUUUCAUUCUUGGAGGAGUCAAGAGACUUGAAUCAGAUUUCUUUGUCAGAGCUUGUUAAUGCUUUACAAGCAACUGAACAAAGAAGAUCUAUAAGACAAGAAGAGGCUUUAGAAAGUGCUUUUCUAGCACUACAAAAAGGCAAGGCUCCAACAAACAAUAACCAAAGGAAGCAGCAAGGUGGAGGAAGUAAUGACGAAGGAAGAUAUGAUGUUGGUACAAACAGAGAGGGUGAAAGAAAGAAGUUUGUGAAGUGCUCUCAUUGCAAAAAAGACAACCAUUCUGAAAAAUAUUGUUGGUUUAGGCCUAAUGUUCAAUGUAGAGCUUGCAGACAACUUAGACAUAUUAAAAAAGUUUGCAAAAACAAAGGAGGACCAAUGCAACAAGCACACCAAGUACAAGUUGCUAAUGAAGCAUGGCAAAGUGAGGAAAGGCUGUUUGUUGCUACAUGUUAUGCAGAAAAUAGUAGCAAAGAAGCGUGGUUAGUGGAUAGUUGCUGCACUCAACAUAUGACACAUGAUGCUGAUCUCUUCAAAUGCUUAGACAGAAGCUUUGUUUCCAAAGUCCGAAUUGGAAAUGGAGACUUUAUUCAAGUGCAAGGCAACGGAGAUGUGGUUGUGGAAACUUCAACAGAUAAGUCUUGCACAAUAUAUGAUCAACAUAGAAGUGAAAUUCUAAAUGUUGGAAUGAAAGAUAAAAGUUUUGAAGUAGAAUGGAAUUGGAAAAAAAGUGAAGUUCAAGCCUCAGAAGAGAAUUUUAUCCCAGAACAUGAUGAAAUUCAAGAGGAGGCUGAUUCAGAUGAUGAAAAUGUCAUUGGAAUCCGAGGUACAAGAUCCUUGUCCGAUGUAUAUGACAGAGGCAUCAGAAGUUCAAGACCCCUAUCCGAUGUAUAUGAGAGAAGCAUCUGA